Messenger RNA from Myxozyma melibiosi, 2800 nucleotides. RefSeq lists its product as uncharacterized. NCBI's taxonomy places the organism in Eukaryota, Fungi, Ascomycota, Lipomycetes, Lipomycetales, Lipomycetaceae. Bases 434 to 2713 code for a protein of 759 amino acids. The record is from RefSeq and is a predicted model, not a curated record. The transcript has 3 exons.
ACGAGGACGUGAAACAGGCCGACAGUCUUCGUCUCGUCGUGGACUCGGCAGUUGGCGGCAGACAAGACGCAGACGUGCCCCUGGAGCAGCUCAUCGCGCUCGGUCCCAGUCACGGGGGUCCUCGGGUUCCCAGGCACGGCUUCUCUCGAUUUACAGCGCGAACACCGCUUUUGGGACACUGCUCGAAAACGGCGCGUAUGCCGAGCCCGCGAAUCUCAGACCUGGUUCGGCUUUACUCGAUUCAAGCAUAGCGACGAGCAUUAAACGUUUCUGCGUUCAGCCGUUCGCCUGCCGACGGAGACUCAUCUCUUCCCCACUUACAUCAUCGUCGACCUGCACUCAAAACAAGUUCCCACGCCUCGUCUCAUAGUCAACUACAAGCAGCAGCAGUGACUUCUCCCCCACCAUCAAUCCCUCAUUAUCAACUACAAUCAUGCCACUGACCGAUAAGGAGCUAAUUACGUCCGACGAUUUCAUCGACGUCGCGCUCGAGAGCGCGUUCAAAUACACCAGAUCUUCACGGUAUACCCCACCAAGGGCUGAGACUCGUGCGGAAGUCUAUGACCGUCUUGCAAAGGUAUACCGCCAUACCCUGCACAGGGAUCGGCUGAGCGAAGAGCCGACCUGGAUUAAACAACAGCUCAAGAAAUUUGAGUACACCGACUUCACGAAAUUGCUCAGGGUCGGCUUGUUCCCUGACAUCUCGUCGAUAAUAACACACCUCAAAUUUCUCCGCGUCUUUCGCGAUUUGCGCGUCGAGAUUAUGGCGCGCGACGGCAUGUUUGGCAUCACUGACGCCGAGUUUCCGAGCAACGCCAGCAGCAGCGGCAAAGAUGGCAGACUCCUACGGUGGCAGGUUUAUGUCACCUACGCGGUCGAGCGGUAUACAAAGUGGUUCGAAAGCCUGCCGAGCAGAGGGCCGAUUGGGAAAACGGGACUGUCGUUUGACUUGCACGGUGAAGGCGAAGCGUACGAGAUCACGGUGGAGAAUUUACCACCGAUCGAUGUCUUAGUGGUCCUGCACUCGCACAUGCUGCAUCCACGUGUGUACUGGCAGGACUUGAUGCGGUCGAAUCGUAUGAGCGUGUUUCGAUCUAUGAAGAUGCCAUGGGAGGCUUUGGAAUCGGCAAUUCAGCAGCCCUCGAACCCGAACGGGGCGUGGAAAUACAGUCCGUCCGAGACUGCACGCGAAUACUUUGAAGUAAACACAAUGCGACAAUUUGAUCUCGAGGACGACAGCAAUUCAAAAUGCGUUGUCUGCCCGCAAUGCUCGUCUCUCAACCCUGUCGAGCUUUAUAACAAGUCCGGCACGGGCUGGGUGCAAUCCGAGUUUGAAGCCACCUGUACAGAGUGCAGAUACCGCCUCACACGCGACAUUUUGACUACCGCUGCUUUGUUGGACGAUUGUCAGGCUUUUGAAGAAAGAGGCGUUCCUCUCAAGGGCGCCUUACUCGACUACAUAGGCGUGCAGUAUCCCUCUAAGGACUCACACGCGAUCCCCGGCGCCUUAAACGCCCAAGUCACCGCUCUUUUUGCACACAUCACGCACCGCGAAGACUUCGACAUAGCGCAGUCUAAAGUGCGCGAGGUGUUUAACAAACUUUCCAGCUCCGCCGUGACCGAGAAACGGCCGCGCACGAAGGAAUUUCGUGUGCUAUCGUACUAUGUCAAAAAUUGCACACCGUUCUGUAUCGAUCUCGAGCUGGCGGUGCUGAGACAGUGUGAUUUCGCAGACAAGAUGGUCAAGUACGCGUACCUGCACUCCCCGUUUCGGGAAAACGUGCUCAAGCAGGCAACCGUGCGGUUCUUCAAAUUCUUCUUUCUCGUCUGCUUCAAUGCCGAUGAGUUUCUCGCGCCGCCGAUCGACGCCGACAUUGCCUGGCACACAAUGUUGCUCGACCCUGCCGCCUACGCGGCCACAAGCUUCUCGUUCAUGGGCUCGAUCAUGGACCACGACGACGACGUGGCCGACGAUGCCAUGUCAAAGUCGCACGAGAUGACAAAGCGCGAGUGGAGGAGGUACAAGAAGGUAGAUGACUUCGGUUACGACGGCUGCACCUGUGCAAUCUGCCAGGCCACGCGCGAAUUCGACGCGCUGCCGGAGCAGAAAAAGUUCAAAACGUCGCUCAAGAGCCGGUUUUCGUCCAAAUCCUCCCGCGCGGCCAGGAUCGACCAAUUCUACGCCAUCAAAUGCGAAGAGCGGAUUUUGAGUGGCGACACGCUUGUGCAGCGCCUUACGCACACAUACUCUACCGCCGAACAAUUCAAGCUAUCCGCGAAAGCACGCGCCCAGCCGAAUUACUCGCACCCGUACUUCCUCGACCUGACUCCUACGCCAACAUUGUCGGAGAAAGAGACGGGGCUGCCGUCGUAUGCGGAUCUGCCGCCUGCGUAUACUUCUGAGCCGGCAGCGUCAGAAAGCUUUGGUGAGAUCGCGCGCACGCGGUACGGCAAGACGGCGUGGACGCCGUACUACGAGUUUGAGUAUACGGUAGCGAUGCUCAUGCCGGCUUCAGUCUACAUGGGGUCUGUGGCGGGCGGAGGAGGCUUUGCCGGAGGAUUGGGGACGUAUGGAGGCGGGUGCGCGAGUACGUCGUAUCAUUCAGGGGGGUGUGGGAGUGGUGGAUGCGGAGGAGGUGGUGGAGGUGGUGGAUGUGGAGGAGGGGGCGGAUGCGGAGGUGGUGGUGGGUGUGGUGGAGGAGGUGGUAAUUAAUUAAUAACGAUGACAAUGACUAUUUGAAUUUCCUCACAAAACGUUUAGAAUUUAUUGGAGAAUAUUGCUGUAUUGUGCAAGGAACCC